AUGGAAAAUGGUGCAAUCUCUGAUAAACAAAUCAUUGCAUCCUCUGAAUGGAAUGAAAAGCACUCUGCCAACAUGGGAAGGUUACACUUUAACGGAGGAGCACUGGGCAAGGCGAGCGCAUGGAUUUCACUCACAAAAGACGCCGACCAGUGGCUACAAAUUGAUCUCUUUAGUUUAGGUAAUAAAUACACCAGAAUAACAGGUGUAGCUACACAAGGAAGAAGGAAUGAAAAACACCAGCAGUGGGUGAGCAAGUAUAAACUGCAGUACAGCAGUGAUGGAGUGAAUUUCCGGUAUUACAAAGAACAAGGACAGACUGUGGACAAGGUAUUAUGAUAUAAAGAACUUCACGGUUGUUCAAAAGGCAGACAGUGUUAUUAUCUACGGAUUAAAUGAUUGCACAGUUGACAAAACACCUGGCUAUGCUUGCAAAAGUCGGCCUUCCACUCUCCAACUGUAACAUAAUUGGUUUCUCUAACACACAUCCACUGGAUAGUUUAUUCUGAGGAUAAUGCUAUCAAGCUUUCGAGCAACCAGAUCCUAGUUUCUUUAACGCUUAUCCCACUUAUCUUUUAAUGCUUAACACUAUGCGGCAGCAAGUGAACAUACAACUGAGAUCAGACUUUAGAUCUCAUCAAGCUGUCCAGGAAGCGACAGUUGCUCGCUGUAAGUAACACUGUUAGUUUUUGCUCCCGUGGUGAGAAAAGCUCUCGCAUGUGGCAGUCCAGCUUUCAUAGCGAUGUUGCUUUUUGAUCCUUCGAUGUCGGCUCUUCCUAUAAUUGCGAAGCAAAAUUCGCCAAGUGAUAGACUGCUCACCCACCAAUAGGGAAUGCGAGCUAGGUUUAAGAAAAAUCAGACUUAAGAUCUCAACAAAGUUGUUAAUGAAGCGACAGUAGCUCGCUAGAAGUGUUGGUUAUUAUUUUUGCUCCUGCUAAACAAAACAUCACCAAUGCCGAGUAAAUAUACAUUUUAAAUUCAUUUACGUCAUAGCUAUAGUUUUGCUAUCUAUGUUAAAAAUUUACCAUCGUAUAUCCCUCUUUGCGGUUUAGGUAUUUGCUGGGAAUGUCGGUCUUAAUGAAACCGUUGUUCAGCACGAUCUUGGUCCACCAAUCAGAGCACGUUAUAUCCGCUUUAGACCAAUGGAGUGGAAUAUCCACAUAGCAAUGAGAGUGGAGAUCUAUGGAUGCACGCAAGGUAAAUGAUAGAUUUUAGGGCAACCUAUGAAGGCAAAUAAUAUAAACUUUUGUUUUUGUUUUUGUUUUUUUAUUUUUGGCAGAAGUGUUAAGUUGAGUCAGUUCUGUUUACUGGGACACGAAAUAAUGCAACAUUCAUUAAAUAAUGAAUUUGUGAAAGAUGUGACCGUUUAUUUGUUGAAAAGAUAUAAAGCUGGGAAAACUCACAUAAAAAAAUAUUACCAAACACACCAUUCCAUAAGAUCAAAGUAGAAAGAAAAGAGGAAAGGGGGAUUUCCUACAUUAGGACGAGUUUUGAGCUACAUUGGAAAGGAGAUUUGGUAAGAAAAAACCAUUUGCUUGCUUUCUGUUUUCGUAGAAUGUACUGCAACAGCUCUUGGCAUAGAGAUGGGAAAAAUUUUUGAUUCUCAAUUUGUUGCUUCAAGUGGUAAUGCUUCGCUGGCAAGAUUAAAUGGACGCUUUGCUUGGUGUCCAAUGAUAGAUGGUUAUGGUGAAUAUAUACAGGUAGGAAUAACUCAAGUUUAUUAAUAUCAUAAACUGUACUCAGCAUUCUUUCCUUACAUGCGGUCAUGUGGAACACUCAUUUAGCUUUUUUAAAACGAUUCGAUUAUUGCAAAAGUUAACCACUUAUAGUUAGUGAGAAAUCUGAGAAAACCUAAGGGCGGCUAAGAACAUUCGAGGCCUAUUGACGAAUUAUUAAAUGAGAUAAAGGUUAAAUUCACAAUUACAUAUGAUCAGAAACUAACAAAGCAUAUCUGCGUAGAAAAACCAGUUUGUAUUUUCGUAAACUCUGGCCACCUCUUGACCAGCUGCGGUCACAGAUUCAAAUAUAGUUGAAAAAAAAAAUGUUAAAGAUCAUGUGUAGUAUAUAACUUGCCACCCGUUUUACAUGUUACCAACACUUGACUCAUUGAAGUAUUUUGUUAAAUAUCAGAAUUCUUUAAUUUUCUGCUCAGGUUGAUCUUGGUCGACUGUACCUUAUUUGUGCUGUAGCCACGCAAGGAAAUCCAGAAAAAAAUAAGUAUUUCUUAAAAGAAUACAAAUUGGGAUGGUCCAAUGACCUGAUUACAUGGGAAACAAGUACUGAGGUAUGGAUACAUGAAACCACUUAUUGUAAUGAUUUAGUAUUUUUUCAUUACGAUCGCUUACUCUCCUUAACGAGACAGGUGAAAAAAUUAAACCAUCACAAUUGCCAGUUUCACAAGUACCCCCAUAUGUUUAAAAUUAUACAGAUAAAAGUUAUCAUGCGGCCCCAGUAACCCUGACGAUAACCACAUAUAUAUACUUUUUAUUAUAUAUUAUACCUACCUGGUCAGAGGUGAAUAAAGUUCUUUUGAUAGCGUUCUUUAGGUACGGAUCAUCUUGGUUUUUCAUUUAGAUAUUUAUUCCAGAACUAUCCAACUUUACAGGCUAUCACAGGAAACACUAACUGGCGGGACGUUGUGAAGAAUUCCAUUCCUGCAAUUUACGCUCGGUAUAUUCGCCUUUACCCUUUAAAGUGGUACGUCAGGGGAUGUGUAAGAAUGGAGCUUUAUGGGGAGCCCUGGCUAGAAGGUAACGUAAAGAUACAACAUUUUUUUAGUUUAAAAAUAAGUUCCAUAACGUCAGAAAAUAAUAUUGUUUUCGUGGGAGCGCAGUACUAGAGACCUUUAGCAUCACGUUUUUCAUGGAAAACCGCAAACCGCAAAAUGUCACGUGACCACGGCCAUGCGGUCACGUUUGCAGUUUCGAUUCACGUUUGAACCGGCCUGGAAGGGCUUCUAGCGGAAAGUGAUUUACGGCAAGGUUUUUGGCACCAAAAAUUGUACAGCCUCGCGUUUAAAGGCACGAACUUGCUUGCUUGUUAUAUCUGUUUGCGAUGUGUUUGUUGGAUUUUGAUCCCGAAUCAAUGAAUUAUUCCUGUUUUUUGGGCGAUAAAAGUGAUGCAGUGAUGCACUUCGACUUGAUGAAAAACAACAUGGCGGCACUAAACAAUACUAAACAAUGAACGCGUGGUUCAAACCGAUUUUAUAUUCCUGCCGUACUAACAUAAGAAAGUUUUCUGUUCUAAUCCAGAGUUAAAAUUUUUUUUCUUUCUUGUCACUGAAUUCAUCACUUAAAAAGUCUGUGUUUAGUUCAUAUUUUUAACGUAUCAGCUGACGCAUCACUCCGCGAAUUUCAUUUUAUUUUAAUUCAAUCUUUCUUUGCGACUGGGGAGCCCAGGCUUCAUAAGCCUUCUGGUUUCCUCUGGCCUCCCUUGCCAAUUACAAUUCCCAUAUGUAUUCUUGUAUUGUAUUAUAUUUUGGCCAAAUAAAAAUGAAAUGAACUGAACUGAACUGAACGCCUUGCUAAAAUUUGAAAUCUCGGCAACGUGAAACUGCAAACGCGUAACGGCAAACUGCGGUUUGCGGUUUGCGGUUUCCCAUGAAAAACCUGAUACUAAAGGUCUCUAUUAUCUCAGCUGCCCUUGGGUAAAGUUUUCAAAUCUAAUUUUUUAGCCUAUUUGAAUAUUUUUAAAUACUUUGGUUACUGUCGCCUUUUUUCUAGUGCCAACUACAAUUUUUACUUCCACGGCUUCAGGUGAGGCACUACAAGGUCACGUCAUCUCCACACUGAAUAACACCAACGACAUAGAUUGCUUUAAACUGUGCUUGGGGACCACUCACUGCGAGUCGAUCAAUUUAAGCGGGAGGAUGAAGAUGUGUGAAUUGAGCAGUUCUACAGCUAAGGCGCAAAUACUUGAGGAACGGGAAGAAUUUCACCUCUUCGAAUCGCCUGCUCACGAAGCGAUCUCUCUUUAA
This is a messenger RNA of Porites evermanni, 3973 nucleotides long. Lineage: Eukaryota; Metazoa; Cnidaria; Anthozoa; Scleractinia; Poritidae. The record is from the annotation of a GenBank genome assembly.